AAGAACCUACUAUGUGCAUAGUCGAUGCUUGCUGAAGCGAAGCCCUGUGCCGGCUCUGUCCAUACCAGGUGCCCAAGACGCAGCCCCUUUGCGCACCUCACACGGACCUCCCACACCACCGUUUGACCUCAGCCUGCUGUGGCAACCCAGCUCGUUGACCCCGCAAGCGUGCUCGAGCUUGGAAAAGCACGACUGUGGAUGUGAGGCUGACACGGAGCCACAGCAUUCGGUGAUUAGGCGGAAGCCAGAUUGGAGGUACUCCAUGACACACACUCGGAGGAAGUCCCUGCCCAUGCUAAGUUCGGGCCCCACUGGUCGAAGGGAGCCCCUGCAGAUGGAAGACAGCAAUAUGGAGCAGGGGGCAGAGGGGAUGGAGCCAGGCAUGCCGGAGAGCCCAGGUCACGUCACCGGUCGCCGCAAGAACUAUCCACUGCGUAAGCGCCCGUUGGUUCCUGAGAAGCCCAAAGCCUGCAAAGUGCUGCUGACACGCCUGGAAAAUGUGGCCGGUCCACGCAGUGCAGAUGAGGCCGAUGAGCUGCCACCUGACUUGCCCAAACCCCCCAGCCCUACCCCAUCCAGUGAGGACACUGGUCUUGCCCAACCCCGGAAGCGGCGCCUGGCCUCCCUUAAUGCUGAGGCCCUUAACAACCUCCUGCUGGAGCGAGAGGACACCAGCAGCCAGGUGGGCACACGCCGCAGUCGAGGGGGUGACCCCCAACGCAGCCGGGACCGGUCCACUGCCGGCUGGCCCUCCUCCAAGAAGCGCCCCCGACCUGGGGACCUUGGAGAAGGAAGUCGGGACCUGUCCCCAGAGCCAGCCCCGGAUGAAGGUGCCCGCCGAGAUGGUGACCCAGCUCCCAAGAGACUGGCUAGCCUGAAUGCAGCUGCAUUCCUAAAGCUGAGCCAGGAGCGGGAGCUGCCCCUGCGACCACCUCGUACCCAGCCAGAAGCAGAGGGGCGUUCCACUGAGCCAUCAGCACCAAAGGCCCCAAGGCCAAAGUGGGCCAAGGUCAAUGGCAAGAACUAUCCCAAGGCUCGUCAGGGAGCUGACCCCGGGGAGAUUGCAGGCCCACCUGGCUGGCCAGGACGCCCUGAGGACCCAUGGCCAUCAGCCACUCCUCGUGGGCCAUCUGUUCAGCCACCUUACCAGCCCCUGAGCAAGGCUCUGGAGAGCCCCUUGGGGUUGCGCCCUCACCUGCCUCUGCUGAUGGGUGGGCAGGCAGCCCUCAAGCCAGAGCCUGGACGCCCAGGCGAGGAGUCACCGGCCCCCAAACAAGAACUGCAUCAGCCCUCUUUCCCCACACCCCAGUUGUCCCCCCUGCCGAUGACUGGCAACCCUGCCGACUACAGUGGCCUGUGUAGCCGGCCUGAGAUCACUGCACUAGGCAACUUCUACCUGUACUGCAGCCAAGACGGGCUGCAAUGUGGGGGCUACUCCCCCUGUCCCAUGCUCCCUGAGGGCAAACUGUCUCCAUUGGCUGCACCUAGUGAGGGGCUCCUCUUGGCCCCGAGCUCAGUGCCUACAGGCACCCAUUUUCAGCACCCUCCCUGGGGUUCUCGCUACCGCUCCAGCGAAGACCCAGGAGUGAAUGGCUACAGCAUCUGUGAAGUGUUGUCCCCAUCGCUUACCCACAUCGGCACUACCUGUGGCGGCUGCCCCUACAAAAUGCCUUUUGCAGCAGGCUGCAGAUCCCUGGGCCAGCUGGAAUUUCCUCUCCCUGUAGCUGGCCACCCAGCCUCACCUGCCCACCCACUCCUGGGAUGCCCUGUACCCAGCGUGCCGCCUGCAGCAGAGCCUGUACCCCACCUUCAGACCCCAACCUCAGAGCCCCAGACUGUAGCCCGCGCUUGUCCGCAGAGUGCCAAGCCUCCCAGUGGCUCCAAGUCAGGUCUGCGCACGGGCUCCAGCUGUAGGCACACUGUGAGGAGCAAGGCUGCCCGCAGGCCCAGCCACCCCAAGCAGACGCGUGUCCAGCGCCCGCGCCCACGCCGCCGCCGCCGCCGCCGCACUAAUGGCUGGGUGCCUGUUGGGGCUGCCUGUGAGAAGGCUGUCUAUGUUUUGGAUGAACCGGAACCAGCUAUCCGAAAGAGCUACCAGGCAGUGGAGCGACACGGAGAAACAAUCCGAGUCCGGGAUACUGUCCUCCUCAAGUCAGGCCCACGAAAGACAUCCACACCCUAUGUGGCCAAGAUCUCUGCCCUCUGGGAGAACCCCGAAUCAGGAGAGCUGAUGAUGAGCCUCCUGUGGUAUUACAGACCAGAGCACUUGCAGGGAGGCCGCAGUCCCAGCAUGCAUGAGCCUUUGCAGAAUGAAGUCUUUGCAUCAAGACAUCAGGACCAGAACAGUGUGGCCUGCAUCGAGGAGAAGUGCUACGUGCUGACUUUUGCCGAGUACUGCAGAUUCUGUGCCAUGGCCAAGCGCCGAGGCGAGGGCCUCCCCAGCAGAAAGACAGCACUGGUGCCCCCCUCCGCAGACUACUCCACUCCGCCACACCGCACAGUGCCCGAAGACACGGACCCUGAGCUGGUGUUUCUUUGCCGCCAUGUCUAUGACUUCCGCCAUGGCCGCAUCCUCAAGAACCCCCAGUAGCCUCCUCACACCCACUCUGGGACUGCCUGUGGGCAAGUAGGGCUCAGGGCAGGAGGCACUGCUUGAAGCACAGCACUUGGUUAAGGGGCCACAGGGGCCUAAGGUUGCUUGGCCUGUGGUUCUCUUGGGGGGAGGGGAAGGGGCCCCCUAUGGGCCCCAAGGGAGGGAAGGGGGGGCCAGGGUAUAAGAAUAGCAUCAGAGCCCUCACCUUGGCCCAGGAGACCUCUCUGUGAUCCUCUGGGCAAAGACUUCUGAAGAAGCAGUCUUCCCUGACUCUGGGCCAAGCCUGAGGGCAUAGGACCCUGGAGGAGAUAUUGGGGGGUGGGGGGGCGGUCAUCGGUCCUUCAGGAACCAAGCCCAAUGGGCCCUUCUAACCUCCUAACCUCCCCAUGGCCCUUCAAGGGGGAGUGGGAGCCAGCUUUACCUCACCCACUGUGACCCGCUGCUUCCCCAUCAGCCCAGGACCAGAUUCUCCCAGAUUCUAGCACAGCUCCGAGCUCGCUCCUUGAGGCAUAAGGAUUCAGAGUCUGGCUUCCAGAGCAUUGACUCUCUUCCUGGACUUGGGGCUUCUCCCUGGCUUUCCUCCUUUGCCCCUGUAGUACCCUCUGGUGCUGGGACAAGUUAACCGGCCCUCACAGUCAUGGGUGUGGCCCACUUGUGGGAGUCAACUUCCUGUCCAAUCCACCUCCUGGUGAGGGCCACCCAACAGGUCUGGCUUCCCAGAAGUCAACUGAUCAACAAGGGGUUAGUCAUGUCUGGGAGGGCAAAAGGGAACUGGGAGGGAGUGGGGUGCAGGGGGCAAGGAAAAUUGCUACCUGAUUUAUUGAAGACUUUUCCUCUUGCCUUAUACUUGGAGGUUCUAGGAAACCUCUUGCAGAACUUCACACAUGAUUCUUCAAGCCACACCCACCUGAAAUCAAACCAAAGGAGUGCUGUGGCUCCCCUUGCCCUGCCACCCCCAGCCUAGUCUUUUGUAGAUUGCACUAAUUUACAUCCCAGCCAGAAUCAACACUGUAUCGUCCACAGACCUGCUGAGCUGCAGCCACUCACUCUAGGAGCUAAGGACCUGCAUUUUCAGUUUGUUCUUGUUGCCCAGGGGUCCCUGUUCUCACCUCAUGCUGCUCCCCAGAAUAGAUUAGGAGGCUCAGCCCCCUGUUGUCCUAGCCUGGACUGAGCCCUGGCCCUGGGGCUCUCUGUGAGGGGGCUGGAGCAGCUAGUUAUUUCCUAUUUGUACCAAAGAGGAACAUGGUGGGGAGAGGGAAAGGAGCACAGUAUGGCUUGGGCCUGACUCUGGGAACCUGCUCCUGAGAACCUCCAAGGGCAAGCCCCUGGGGAUAGGAGCCAGGAGGGCAUCACUAGGUGGUCCUCCUCUAGGGAGGGGACAGACAGACCCAGCAGGCUGAAGAAGUGGUGCUGGGUGAGGAGUGGCAAGCCAGGGGCUAGAGAGGGAGGAGGAAGUGAAUCCUGAGGGUACUACCAGCAACCCCUGCUAGCCUGUCCCUGCAAAGGUGGCUGCUUCCUGACUGGUCAUUGUGCUUGGAGGAAACCUGGAGGUUUCAAAGGUGAAAUCAGGCAGGAAAGAAAGUCCAGUCCUAAACCCAAGGGAAGGGACUUUUAGGCCCUCUUGUAUUGAUAAGCUAUUGGGAGAAAGGCAUCCUUUGAGAAGGACAGGGCAGUGAGAGAGCUGGCGGAGUGGCAGUGGGGGCUCUGGAGUGCCAACCUUGGUGCCUGCUGUUCCCAGGGUGGCAGAUCCUUGCUGCCCAGGAGCCCAGCCUCACCCAGCAGGAGAGAUCAGACCCCUCCUUCCAGGAGGCACGGUAUGCUGCCCAGAACAUAAAUGCUUUUGAAAUCUCUUAGAUGUGGAAAUAUUUUUUCGAAUCUGAAAAUGCAGCUGGUAGAAUUUCAAUGGAAGCAUAAUUCAUGUAAAAUAUAUUUUAGUUGAUAUUUUGUAAAAUGCACUUUUUGUGUGUGUCAACCUGGUUUAUCAGAUCUGUAUUUCAGUGUUUACAAGGGAAGGAGGACCUUUCCUCACCUCCCUUUUGACAGAGAUUAGAAGUACUUCUUUAAGAAAAAAAAUAAAUUUGAGAAAUUGUAUUGAUUUAGAAAAGGAUAAUUU
Molecule: messenger RNA, 4706 nt
Organism: Condylura cristata (star-nosed mole)
Lineage: Eukaryota; Metazoa; Chordata; Mammalia; Eulipotyphla; Talpidae
Gene: BAHD1
Product: bromo adjacent homology domain containing 1
Exons: 7
Coding region: 263-2590 (775 amino acids)
Molecular function (GO): chromatin binding
Source: RefSeq, a predicted model, not a curated record